UCUUGGCCGUAGGCAUGCCUUCCCUGUAAUGUCUACUACUACUACUUACCAUACGCCAUCUACAUCAUCAUCAUUCCGAUGCGGUGGUCCCUUCGUCUCGGCUACCCUCCACUCCUUCGGUGGUGAAAUUGUCGUUAAAGAGGCGCUACCUACCGGCAAGUGGGAUGAUGACGAGGCCCUCAAGGAGCGCUUCCAGAAGGCUGGUGCUGUUGGCAUCGACUUUGAAUGGAAGCCUGAUAAGACUCCUGCUACCAAUCACCCCAUCUCGCUGGUCCAGCUCGCCACCGAGGACCUCGCGUUGCUGAUUCGGACUAACACUCAUCAUGUAUUGCCGCAGUGGGUGCGCGACCUCCUGAACGACCCGAAGAAGGCCAAAGUCACUAUUGGCUUUGAUGUUUCUGAUCACGCGAAACUGCAAUUCACGUUUGAUUUGGAGUGCAAUAACGUCAUCGACUUGUACGAAAUUAGUAAGAAAAACCGCAGUGUUCCUCGUGGUGGUUUGAAGCGCAUUGCGCAUCAUUUUGGCUACUUCCUGCGCAAGGACAAGAAGAUCUCGAUGAGCGAUUGGUCCGCUACGGAGCCUCUCAGUGACAUCCAAAUUCAUUACGCGGCUGAUGACGCUUUCUUUCCACUUCUGCUUGUGGCUGAGCUGGGCGGCCUAUUGAAUUCAGGCGUGAGGAUGGAGAGUCUCAAGGAAAACGUGAAGGUUGUUGAUAAUAAGGACAAAUACGAUGCUAUGGUUAAGAAGAGGGCGACAGUGGUAGACACUUUGAAGACGGACAGAAGUCAGCAGAGCAUAGACGGUUGGGCUGCAGCUAGUCGCGUUGAGCCUGGCAUCGAUCGGGACUUCCUAUUGUGCAAUAGAGAUGUAUUUGAGUGGCGACGAAAGGAUAAAGUCCUUCAAAUUCGACUUCGUGCUGGUGGGCUGGGCCUCGAGGAGAGCUCUUCUGAAUCGGAGGAGGAUGACGCUGAAGGCGACUUUGGCGUUUUGAAAAAGCGCCUCGCGCAAAAGCUAGUCGCCGAAUGGGUUCCCGAAAACGUGCUAACGGCCAGCUCUAGCAAACGCGAGAGAUUUCGUCAAGAAGCAUUGUCCCAUCCGGAAGAAAUCGAGGCGUGUUUCGAUGGCGAUUUUUCGCGCUACAUGUUCCGUCUGAGGCACCACCCAUUGGCGGCUGACAGGAAGGCGGUAGUGGAUAAAGUGGCCAAGUUCAUGGAGAUGACGCCUGAUGAAGUGGAGGCUCGCAUAGAAGGGGACGAGAAGCUGCAGGCGUGCAUGGAGAGGCUGGAGACGGCUAUGGUCAAUACGGCUUCGGAACGGAGCGUGGUGAUGGGCUUGGUGGCUCGCUUCACAGUGCUUGCGGAUGGUGAAUGUAAAGAUAAAGAGUAUAAGCGUCUGUUAACGCAGUGGAUCAAGGCUCUGUGUGAUGAGCGCAAGGAUGCCCCUAGUAUACGGGAGGAGAUGAAGAAGAGGCUCGCUGAGGUGCGAGGGGACGAUGAAAAGCCGCCCGUAAAACGUCAACGUACUGACUAGUUUACUUCCCAAUCACUGAACGUUUCUACCAG
Perkinsus marinus ATCC 50983 is the source of this 1563-nucleotide messenger RNA. Its product is annotated as 3-5 exonuclease, putative. The transcript is spliced from 7 exons. Gene Ontology annotation, biological process: nucleobase-containing compound metabolic process. The coding region runs from base 29 to 1531 and encodes 500 amino acids. Gene Ontology annotation, cellular component: nucleus; cytoplasm. Lineage: Eukaryota; Perkinsozoa; Perkinsida; Perkinsidae. Gene Ontology annotation, molecular function: nucleic acid binding; 3'-5' exonuclease activity. The record is from RefSeq and is a predicted model, not a curated record.